This is a messenger RNA of Eremothecium cymbalariae DBVPG#7215, 1680 nucleotides long. RefSeq names its product calcineurin catalytic subunit A (gene CNA1). NCBI's taxonomy places the organism in Eukaryota, Fungi, Ascomycota, Saccharomycetes, Saccharomycetales, Saccharomycetaceae. Gene Ontology annotation, biological process: fungal-type cell wall organization; calcineurin-mediated signaling. Gene Ontology annotation, molecular function: calmodulin-dependent protein phosphatase activity; calmodulin binding. The record is from RefSeq and is a predicted model, not a curated record. Gene Ontology annotation, cellular component: calcineurin complex; cytoplasm. The transcript has a single exon. Bases 1 to 1680 code for a protein of 559 amino acids.
AUGCCAUCAUCUAAGAGGAUAAGUGCUGCAGAGGAAAAUACUAGGAAGAUAAAUGCAGCUUUAAACGUUAUAGAGUCUAAGCCACUACUAGAAAACGGUUCCAGCAAGAAAAAUGACUUGUUCAUUUACGAGCUUGAAGAUGGGAGUAAGGUGCAUACGAAGGAACGUGUGAUUCAGUCGGUUCCGCCGGUUGCUAAGAGAGUUCCUACCAAUGAGGAGUUGUUUAAUGAUGAGGAUGGGCUACCUAACCAUGAGUUUCUAAGGGAUCAUUUCAAGAAGGAGGGAAGGUUGACUGAGGAGCAGGCUUUGCGAAUCGUGGAGAUGGCGACGAAUCUAAUUUCGAAAGAGCCUAAUUUGUUGAAUGUGUCUGCUCCGAUCACUAUUUGUGGAGAUAUCCAUGGUCAGUUUUAUGAUUUGUUGAAGCUAUUUGAAGUUGGUGGUGAUCCAAAGACCACGCCUUAUCUCUUUCUUGGAGAUUAUGUUGAUCGUGGGUCAUUUUCUUUUGAGUGCUUGCUUUAUUUGUACAGUUUGAAGCUUAAUUACUCUGACCAUUUUUGGAUGUUAAGGGGGAACCAUGAGUGCAAGCACUUGACUUCCUACUUUACUUUCAAGAGCGAAUGUUUGCAUAAAUACAACCUGAAGAUUUAUGAUGCCUGUUGUCAGUCUUUUAAUUCUUUGCCGUUGGCAGCAGUCAUGAAUGGUCAGUACUUCUGCGUCCAUGGUGGCAUCUCUCCGGAAUUAAAGUCGGUGGAAGAUAUAAACCGUAUUAACAGGUUUAGGGAAAUUCCUUCCAGAGGUUUGAUGUGUGACUUAAUGUGGGCGGAUCCAUCUGAAUCGUACGAUGAAGAUGCAGAUGACCCAAAUACUCUGGCCUAUUUGCCAAACACUGUGAGAGGUUGCUCUUUUGCUUUUUCAUACAAGGCAUCCUGUGAAUUUCUACAGCGAACUGGCCUUCUUUCAAUUAUUAGAGCACAUGAAGCACAAGAUCAAGGUUACAGAAUGUACAAGAACACAAAAAAUUUAGGAUUCCCAAGUUUGUUAACAUUAUUCAGUGCCCCAAACUACUUAGAUACCUACAAGAACAAGGCAGCUGUUCUAAAGUAUUCCGAUAAUGUAAUGAACAUUAGACAAUUCAAUAUGUCGCCGCAUCCCUAUUGGUUACCUAAUUUUAUGGAUGUGUUUACUUGGUCUUUACCGUUUGUAGGAGAGAAGGUUACUGAAAUAUUAGUGUCGAUAUUGAAUAUUUGUACCGAGGAAGAGUUGGAGGAGGAGACAUUAAUAAUUGAAGAAGACCUCGGUAUCGAAAAUAAAGUAAAGAAUAGUGCGGCUCCGCUUCCUUCUGCUGCAAAGAAACAACCCAGCUCAUCUAUACUGGGUGAUGAACAUAAGAGAAGGGCUCUGAGAAAUAAAAUCCUGGCUAUUGCGAAGGUUUCCAGAAUGUACAGUGUUUUAAGGGAAGAAAGUGACAAAGUUCAAUAUCUGAAAACCAUGAAUUCGGGUGUUCUUCCUCGUGGUGCUCUGUCCCAUGGGUCAGAGGGAUUGAACGAAGCUUUGUCAAGUUUUGAAAGAGCCCGGAGAGACGAUCUUGAGAAUGAAAGGUUGCCCCCAUCAUUGGCCGAUGUUGAGAAGAGCAGGGAACAAUAUUAUAGGAAAAUGCUCAAGAACGUUGAAAAAAAAUAA